AUGUCAAAUAAUGUUGCCUAUACCCCUUUUCCUGGCUCUGAUGGUAAACGUAGUCCAUUAGCUACUACAAAUACCAUAAUUUCUCCUGUUCCCAUGAAUUCUAUUUGGAUUGAUGAAGAUGAAGAUGAAGAUAUUGAUUUAGCUUACAUUAAUAAUCAACUAGAUUCUUUGAAUCUUAAAGAUAAAGCAUAUAUCAAACCCAAUACUAUUACUCUUUCUGAAACAAAGCAAUUUAAAAAAAAUGACAUUCCUAAAUCAUCAAAUAAAACCUGUACUAAAUACAAAGAAAAUGAAACACAUACUUCUCUAAGUAGAACCCUUACUAAUAUGACCACUUCUACGUGCCCAUACAACCACGGUAAUGUAACUGCCACUAAAUUAUUAGCAGCAAAAAAAGAUUAUCAGGAAAUCUUAAAUAAAUCAUUAUUAGAAAACCAAUCACUCAUAGACGCUGUUAAUGCUGGUGGGAAAAAAAGACACAUUUCUUUGAGUGAAAUGGGACCCACCAAUUGCCCAUUUCUAAAUGGUAUCUAUGUGUGUCAUACUAAAGUUAAAGGUACUAAAUCAUAUUUAAAAAAAAAGGUCACCAAUACUAUUUCAGGCAAAAAAACAGAUAAUAAUAACAACAAAAAUAUUCCUCAUAUUAAUAGUAUUAAUAAUAGAAAUAGUAAUGCGCGUCCAAAAAAACAGCCUAUAUCCCAACCAUAUGAAUUUAAUCAUGUUUCUCACCUGGAACACAGUGACCAUACAACUUCCAGCAACAAUAAUAAGGAUUCUACAACAAAAUUUCGCCCCAUUACCGCCACUAGUAGCACUGACGCUACAUCUUCCAUUGGCAAGAGUACUUAUUUGUCGUCUACUUUUGAUACCAGUGUUGGUCCUAAUCAUAAAAAUUAUAAAUUUUUUGACGAUAACUACGAUUUCGAUGAUGAUCAGCUUUCACUUUCCUCCGAAUUUACCAAUUUAGAUAACGACUCUGUUGCUUCUAGCAACACCUAUAUGAUUAAUCGUCAUGGUAAUAUUGUGAUAAAUAAUAAAAAUACUGUUUUUCCUACUAAAAUUAAAAUCCAAAAUAAAACUCCUCCUCGCAAUACCAGAACUAAAAAAUCUUGUCCGAAUACCAACAAUAAUGACGCUAUGAAAGAUAGACUUUCUAAUUGUAUUCACAAGUUAUCUAGUUUAGAAAAUUUUCAUCUAAAACAACAAUCAGAAAAUGAACAGGAACGUGAAAAGCAGAAUGGUUUCAGUGAUACUCGUAGUACUAGCAAUUCUAGCAGCGGUAGUUCACCAAUUAGGUACAAUACUACACCACCAAUAAACUAUAAUGGUACCAAGAAGCCAUAUGAAAUACCAGAUUCUGGUAUUUCCAGCAACAAAAGUAGCAUUAGCAAUAAAUCCCAUGGUUUGAAAACGCCGCAAACAACUAAACUCACGGAUACUAGCAGUAGCGUCCAAAAAUACGUUAGCUCUAAUAGCGCUCCGCAUCCUAUUCCUGCAAAUGGCGAUAUAUCUAAAUGUCCAUAUCAUGCAAUGUUAUUGGCUAGACAACUGGAAAAAUCUGAGGCGGAUCUAACAUCAGACAGCGCUACAAUAUCAGCCGAUGACUCUUUAAAUAGUGAUUUUUUUAAAAAUUAUGAGGUUUCAACUAUUUUCACUGAAAAAUCAAAUGCUAACUCUGAUCCGAGUAAAAACGAUAAUGUUUCCUCCAACGCUUCUAAUCACAAUAGUCACAAUACAAAAGUUGGAGAUAAAGAGCAUCUUGGUGAUGAUCCUGAUACUGAAGAUAGUAGCGAUGUAGAAACCGAAUUUUCCGUUAAUAUUAAUAGUAUUUAA
This is a messenger RNA of Saccharomycodes ludwigii, 1833 nucleotides long. RefSeq names its product Gic2p (gene GIC2). The record is from RefSeq and is a predicted model, not a curated record. NCBI's taxonomy places the organism in Eukaryota, Fungi, Ascomycota, Saccharomycetes, Saccharomycodales, Saccharomycodaceae. The transcript has a single exon. The coding region runs from base 1 to 1833 and encodes 610 amino acids.